GGAUUGUAGAUGGUGAUGAGUUGCCUGCUAUGCCUGAAGUAUAUAUGGCAAUACAAGUGGCAAAGAAGAACAUCAAAAAAAAUUUUGGAGACGAUGAAAGGAAAUGAAAGAAAAUCAUAGCAAUUGUUGAUCACUGUUGUGAGACUAUGAUGAAUGGAUCAAUAUAUUUAGCUGCCUUUUUCCUCAAUCCAAACAAAAUCUUUAAGGCAAUAGCAGAUAAUCCUGAUAAUGAGUUAGACUUAGCUCAAAAAGCAAGUGAUGCCUUCAAUGAUGUUCUUGUAAGGUUGGUGCCUGAUGAGACCUUGCAAGAUAAAAUCAAUGUCCAGGUUGACAAGUAUACCACUGUUCAAGAAAGUUUUGCAAAGGACAUGGCGAUUAGACAAAGGGACAAGUUGAAUCCUAUCUCUUGGUGGUCUCGACAUGGAAGUACUGCUUCUGAGCUUUCAAAGCUUGCAUUGCGCAUACUUGGUCUUUGUUGCUCAUCUUCUGGUUGUGAGCGCAAUUGGAGCACAUUUGAAUUUGUGAGUAUUGACUAUUGAGUUCUGAGUACAAUAGUACAUGU
Messenger RNA from Macadamia integrifolia, 562 nucleotides. RefSeq lists its product as uncharacterized. Gene Ontology annotation, molecular function: protein dimerization activity. The transcript has 2 exons. Bases 147 to 539 code for a protein of 130 amino acids. NCBI's taxonomy places the organism in Eukaryota, Viridiplantae, Streptophyta, Magnoliopsida, Proteales, Proteaceae. The record is from RefSeq and is a predicted model, not a curated record.